Molecule: messenger RNA, 664 nt
Organism: Hypoxylon fragiforme
Lineage: Eukaryota; Fungi; Ascomycota; Sordariomycetes; Xylariales; Hypoxylaceae
Exons: 1
Coding region: 245-610 (121 amino acids)
Source: RefSeq, a predicted model, not a curated record
AAAUACUGAACCGUCUUGUUUAUUCCUUACUCCUCAAAGAAUAAAACAAAUAAAAAAUACUCCUAUUAUUUCGCCUCCCUUUAGUUAUUUCUCUCUCUCUCUCUUUCUCUCGGGGAUUACCUAAGAGCUACGGCUCGGCCCUAGAGACUCGGCCCUACCAUCAGCAUCAUCAGUAUCAUCGUCGUCAUUCAUCUUUACCCUUCCACCCACUACAUCCCUCCCCCAAAAGGAAGAACCACCACCCAUGUCCACCACCACCACCACCACCAAACUCGCGUCCCUAGCCCGCUGGGCGCGCCUGAAGAAGUACCGCAUCGAGGUGACCUACGGCGUGUACGUCUUCACGCCGGCUGAGAAGUUCGUCUUCUGGACCGUCUUCUGCCUGCUCUUCACCGCCAUCUCUUUCGCCGCCUUUCUUUUCACUCGCCGGAACGUCCUGCUGCUGGUCAGGUACUACGCUGCCUGGUAUGUCGGUGGCAACGGUGGCGGUGGCGGCAUCACUGGUGGUGCGAUCUCUUCAGGCAUGAUGCGCAACAGUGAUGCGUUGGGUGAGGGUGUGGCGUCGCUGGCCGAAAGGAUGGGGGGCGCGGCGAACUCGCAGGGGCCGUGAGGGCUCCGCUUCGCUAUUCGCCUACCUAUCUACCUAGGUCACUACGUAGGCAUG